Messenger RNA from Candidula unifasciata, 678 nucleotides. NCBI's taxonomy places the organism in Eukaryota, Metazoa, Mollusca, Gastropoda, Stylommatophora, Geomitridae. The record is from the annotation of a GenBank genome assembly.
AUGAUUCGUACUUGUCUGUACACCGUACUCUCUGUGCUCUCUGUUUACGGUGUUGACUAUUAUUAUUACGAUCCAACAAUUUGUACUAAUAUACAGCCAGGAUUGUGGGUACGAGAUACAGUGGACUGUACAAUCGCCCAUCAGUGUGGCUUUGAUAUGGAAGUGAUACAAUCCAUCCAGUGCAACUCCAGCCAGGUCUGGUCCAAACUGGCCUCAGCUUGCGUGUGGGAGUGGGAUCCAGACAGAGACGACUGUAAUGGUCGUCCACUUACUGCUGUUCACAGUGAUCCCAGAUGUCUCAAGAAGACUGGCAACAGUCCCCACCCAGACGAUUGCUCCAAGUUCCUGUCGUGCUCAAACGGAACCAUGGUUGCCGAACAGCGGUGUUCAGACGGCACACUCUUCUGGCCAAAAAACGAAACAUGCGAGUUCGCCGAAGUAGUGGCUCAUGAUUGUGGUCAGCGAAAAAUUCCCAUGUCUAUACCAAUAUAUGAAUCGGAUCCUUUGUGCAAAAAUAAUGGCCAGGUACCGGACCCACAGAGCUGCCGACACUUUAUCCAGUGCCUCCAUGGAAAGAGAGUACAGAGAAUACAGUGUCCCCAUGGCACGGUUUUUGCAGAGAAAACAAAACAGUGUGAGUGGUAUGAGGAGGUGCACUGUGCUGGCAGACAUGUUUAG